Sus scrofa (pig) is the source of this 2034-nucleotide messenger RNA. RefSeq names its product granzyme M (gene GZMM). The record is from RefSeq and is a predicted model, not a curated record. Gene Ontology annotation, molecular function: serine-type endopeptidase activity. Gene Ontology annotation, biological process: proteolysis. NCBI's taxonomy places the organism in Eukaryota, Metazoa, Chordata, Mammalia, Artiodactyla, Suidae.
CAGUCCAGCCCCUCUGCUCUACUUGGACCCCUGCUCCCCAUCCCCGCUUCCACUGCUGCGUCAGAGACCACCCCAGACUCAGCGUUCACCCCUCAUUGUGCUUGAUUUGUGCAUGUUGGGGGCACAGGGACAUAGGGCUGGCUUGUCUCUACUCUACCACCUAGGUGACCUGCCUGAGGAUCCAGGAUGAGGGCUUAGGAACAGCUCGUCCCCACCACCUUCAGGGUCACAUGGCACCACUUUCAUACGUGGGACAGGUGGAAGCAGGUGCCAGCCCCCAGCCCCUGGGGGAGGGAAUACAGACCUGCCCUCCACAGGGCUAUCCAAGGGUGGGAGCUGGGUGUAAAACCCCCCAGCUGGUGCACACACACCCCACUGGUAUUUGAGGCCUUGGAGUCCCAACACUCCCAGCUCUGGGCCUCAGCCUUGGGUUGGGUUUCAGGUAAACGGCUUUUACUGCUAGGUUAUCCCAUGAAGUUUUCUGGACAUAACUCUACUGCAAAAUUACUUGUCUGUGUGAAACUCUAAUGUAAGCAGGCACCCUCUAUUAUUGUUUCCUGUGUGAUCACCCCUCCCCCAAUACCAAUGGAGCCUACUUCCUGGGGUCAUGAAUACCUGCACCCUCCCUGCCUAGCCCAGGGCAGACAUCAUCACAGUGCUCCCUGCCUCUGAGCCUGGCUUGGACCCUGGGAUUUGCCAGGUAAUAACACAGGAAAGUUCAUACCACCUUUGUUCAUAAUAGCCAAAGACUAGAAGACCCCAGGUAUCCGUGGACAGAUGAUGGACAAAUUGGUCCAUCCAUACAAAGGAAUAUGAUUCAGCCUUAAAAAGGAAGGACAUCCUGACACCAGCUCCAAUGUGGAUGGACCUGAGGACAUGAUGCUCAAUGAGAGAAGCCAGACAUGGAAAGACAGAAGGACAAAGAGUGAUUCAACUCCCAGGAGAUCCCUGGAGGAGUCAGACCCACAGAGACAGGAAGUAGAUGGUGCAACAGUGGUGAUGGGGUUUUGUCUUUGGAGAGCCCAUGUGUCUCAAAAACACAUUCUGGAUGAAAUGGAACCAGUGAGGGGUGUGAAUGUCACCUCCCCCACAGGAAGGAUGGUUUUGUUCAGCGGGGGCCCAGACAGCACCUCUUCAGACUCCCCUGCACCAUGGAGGCUGCCAGCUCCUCACUGCAGCCACCACCGCUGCUGCUGCUGCUGCUGCUGGUCCUGCAGGCAGGAGGCAACACAUUUGAGACCCACAUAAUUGGGGGCCGAGAGGCUAACCGCAACUCCCAUCCAUACAUGGUCUCGCUGCAAAAAGCCGGCACCCAUCUGUGUGGGGGUGUCCUCGUGCACCAGCAAUGGGUGUUGACAGCUGCCCACUGCCUGGUCCAGCCGAAGGAACUGCUGAGGCUGGUGCUGGGGAUCCAUGUGCUGGGAGACCCCAGCCUUACCUGCCACAUCAGGGAGGUGGUCCUGCACCCCGACUACAAGCCACCACCCCAUCUGGAGAAUGACCUGGCACUGCUGAAGCUGGACGGGAAGGUGAAGCCCAGCAGGACCAUCCGGCCCCUGGACUUGCCCCGAGGGCACCGGGCGGUGGCAGCAGGAGCUCGGUGCAGUGUGGCCGGCUGGGGCCUGACCCACCAGGGUGGGAAGCUGGCUAAGGCGCUGCGGGAGCUGGAUGUGCGUGUGAUGGAUGCUAGGAUGUGCAACAACAGUCGUUACUGGCAUGGUGACAUCACCCCCCGCAUGAUGUGCCUGGAGGCCAACUCCUCGAACCAGGGCCCCUGCAAGGGGGACUCAGGUGGGCCUGUGGUGUGCAGCAGAGGUCAUGUGGCUGGGAUCCUGUCCUUCAGCUCCAAGGCCUGCACGGACAUCUUCAAGCCCCCCGUGGCCACAGCCGUGGCCCCCUAUAAGUCCUGGAUCAAGAAGGUCAUCCACGGAUAAGGGUCCCACCUCCUGCCUGAGGCUCCAAAGGGUGGCCCCAUAGGGAGGGGCAGUCGGGGGCCUGGCCAUGUCUCAGGACCAAUAAAUGGUAACGAGGAAA